Echinops telfairi (small Madagascar hedgehog) is the source of this 1821-nucleotide messenger RNA. It is a transcript of the gene ACRBP, whose product is annotated as acrosin binding protein. Lineage: Eukaryota; Metazoa; Chordata; Mammalia; Afrosoricida; Tenrecidae. The transcript has 10 exons. Gene Ontology annotation, molecular function: protein binding. Gene Ontology annotation, cellular component: acrosomal vesicle; nucleus. The record is from RefSeq and is a predicted model, not a curated record. Bases 1 to 1653 code for a protein of 550 amino acids.
AUGAGGAAGCUGGCCGCUGGCUUCCUACUCCCCAUCCUGAAGGCACCCCCACCCCCUGCAGUGCUGCUCCUGAAUCCACUUCCUGUCCGAGCGCAAGAUUCCACUUCGAGCUCCACGCCGGGCAGUCCCCUCUCCCCCACCGAGUAUGAGCACUUCUUCGCCCUGCUAACCCCGACCUGGAAGGCCGAGACCACCUGCCGGCUCCGAGCGACUCACGGCUGCCGGAACCCCACCCUGGUCCAGCUGGACCAGUAUGAAAACCACGGCCUGGUGCCUGAUGGUGCUGUCUGCUCCGACCUCCCCUAUGCCUCAUGGUUUGAGUCCUUCUGCCAAUUUACGCAGUAUCGCUGUUCCAACCACGUCUACUACGCCAAGAGGGUCCGAUGCUCCCAGCCCGUCUCCAUCCUCUCACCGAGCACUCUCAAGGAGAUUGACACGCCCUCUGAACUCCAGUCCACCAAGCCACUCGUAACCUCGCCCGUCUCGUCACAUGCCACAGCCACAGAGCGACCGUCUUUCCAGGCCUGGCCCGAGCGACUGAGCAACAACGUGGAGGAGCUGCUGCAGUCUUCCUUGUCCCUGGGAGGCCAGGAGCAGACGUUGGAGCACAGGCAGGAGCAAGGGCAGGAGCACAGACAGGAGCAAGGCCAAGAGCAUAAGCAGGAGGAGGGGCAGGAACAAGAGGAGCAAGAGGAGGAGCAAGAGGAGGGGGCGAAGCAGGAGGAAGGACAGGGGACACAGGAAGGCCUGGAGACAAUGUCUGAACUACAGACAGACCCAGAGCCAAAGUUUCAGUCCGAAUCUUUGUCUUCCAACCCUUCCUCCUUUACUCCCCGAGUGCGGGAAGUGGAGUCUACCCCUGUGGUGAUGGAGAAUAUCCAGGAGCUCAUUCGUUCAGCCCAGCAAGUGGAUGAAGUGAAUGAAGUCUUUAAUGACGGACCCUGGAGAAAUACCAAACGUGGCAGCCUCCUGCAGCUGCCCCAUGUGGAAGCCAUGCUGGUACUGUGCUAUUCGAUUGUGGAGAGCGCCUGCAUCAUGACCCCCACUGCCAAGGCCUGGCAGUUCAUGGAGGAGGAAAUCCUUGGUUUUGGGAGGCCGGUCUGUGACAAUCUUGGGCGGCGACACACACCUACCUGCGGCCUCUGUGACUUCUGCUCCCUGAAGCUGGAGCAGUGCUAUUCCGAGGCCAACCUGCAGCGGCAGCUGUGUGACAGCUCUCACAAGACCGCCUUCAUCAGCCCCUUGCUCACGUCCCAGACCAUAUCUGUGGGCACGCAGGCAGGGCCCAAACAAGCAGGUCACUUUUAUGGACUGGAUUUGUACGGCGGACUCCGCGUGGACUUCUGGUGUGGCCGGCUCGCCACAAAGGGCUGUGAGGACCCUCGGGUGGCCGGCUGGCUCCAGACGGAGUUCCUCAGCUUCCAGGAUGGGGAUUACCCCACCAAGAUUUGUGACACCGACUUUGUGCAGUAUCCGAAUUACUGUGCCUUCAAAAGCCAACAGUGUCUGAUGAGAAACGAAGACCGGAAGGUGUCUCGUAUGAGGUGCAUGCAGAACGAGACGUACAAUGUGAUGACCCAGGCCAAAAGUGAAGACCUCGUGCUUCGCUGGAGCCAGGAGUUUAGCACCUUCACUCUGGGCCAAGCUGGAUGAGCUGGGCGAGGCCCAUCCUGCCCCCCGACCUCACAGCCCGGCCUUGUCACGUUCUCCAGCACUCCCGAAUGCCAGCUUGUCUCCAGGCGAGCCCACCAACGGCCCCUGUGUCCACGACUUCCUGGGGUUGGGUCAGCAGUGCUGGAGGGACUCAUCAUGGCGCUCCAA